Messenger RNA from Morus notabilis, 1354 nucleotides. RefSeq lists its product as uncharacterized. The transcript has 3 exons. The coding region runs from base 42 to 1154 and encodes 370 amino acids. Lineage: Eukaryota; Viridiplantae; Streptophyta; Magnoliopsida; Rosales; Moraceae. The record is from RefSeq and is a predicted model, not a curated record.
GCCGAGGAGUUUGCUGUUACAGAGUGGCAAGGCAGUCGAAAAUGGGUUCGAAGAUUAAAGUUCCCAUUUUUACACAAACCAACUUGGGUACUCGUCUUGUUGUUUGUGUCCCUUCGAACAUCACAGCAGGCGACUUCAAGAGAGAACUUGAGACAGUGCACAUCAAAUGCUUCCCUGGAUCAGGAGAGAUCGAAGUUUAUGGAUUAAUGGUGAAGAAAAAAUCAUGCUUCUACUACCUUCCCAACUCAAUUCCUGUGAAGUGUGCUUUUCAUGGUGUGAGAGGAACAUGGUUUCUUCGGGCAGAAGCAAGAACUUCAAGCGAGCCUUUUUGUCCAUGCUUGCUUGAUUCGGUAUCUAAAGACCUUGAUCUUGUGCUAUCGAAUGAUAGCAUUAUUACUGAUCCUUUGGAACCAGAAAAUUCUGUUGUAAGCAUUGACAACAGCAAUAAAAGAUGUGAGGAAGAGAAAUAUGGCGAAAUGGAAUUGCAGAGUCACAAACCUCCAAAGAAGAAAAAGAAGAGAAAAAGGAAAAGCUGCAUCUUAGAUUACAAAGAUAACGGAAAUGAGAAGAAAUUCGUUUGUGCAGGUGCAAAGCCUUCGUCUUUAACUGCCAACAAGAUUUCUGAUUAUUGUCCAUUUGCUACUGAAGCUGAGGCGAGAUAUCAACAGGCUUCUAGAGAGAUGACAGAUGCCACAGGUGACAUGUUUUCAGAAGUAAAAUCUGUUACCAGCAUCAUUAACAGAUACUUUCCGAGCUCUAGUGAGAUGAAGGCUCAUGCCAGCCCUGCAAGUUCUGAUGUCACAUCUAAACGUCAAAGUCGGAGGCGAAAACGCUCAAAGACUAAAAGUGGUGAUGAUGGAGCCUUGAGCACACAAGUUGAUUCUGUUCCCAAGUUUUCCGGCCGCCAACAUCCCUCAAAUCUAUUGCCUUGUCGUUUGCCAACCAGUCCUUCUCAAGGAACUUCAAAGGGUAAGAUUGAUGGAGCUGAUGUUGGGAAACGCCUCAUCGUUGCAUUAGAUAAUCUUGGAAUUUCUUCAAGCAAAACAAUAUCUCCUGCUCGUCUUUGUAGAUCUAGAUAUGGAAAAGGGUUGCACCUCAAUUCUUCUUCUUUAGUUAAGAAGGCAGUUUUUGAGAUCAGUGAUAGUGAUGACUGAAACCCAAUACAUUAUAGUUCUCAUGUUCUUAUUAUCUCUGGUUUAAUGCUUGCUUUUCCUUUUGGUUUUCCAUGCUUAGAAAUUACCACAUGAAAAUGCAUGUUUAGGGAGAUCCUGAGAAUAGAGAGAAAUGUUAUGGGGUAAAAUUUCCUUGGUAGUUUCUCUCGUGAAGUUACAGUGAGUCAUUGUAUGAUUGCUAA